CUUCUGGCAGUUAUCCCUUCAUUUCGUCUAUUGUUUUUUAAUAUAAUUCAGUAACCGUCUCCGCAAGGUAUUCUCACCACAAAAACAAAAGCAUUGUGGAAGUAACCAUCUCCUGUCUUUCUUCUCUUUCCCAAAGCGCCAACCAACUACUUACCAAGCAAACCCAAUUUAAAACAAUACCGCCAAAAUUUAACCGCCAACCGCCCAGCUCCGUCGCCGCAUCAGCUUUUCUCUAAAUCUUCCAAAGCAUCUUUUUUGCUGUGCUUCCACCGUAUUGGAUCAUUCCCUGGUCCUCCUCUCCGACCCGUCGACGGCCAGUUGGCUUAAACUAUCGUAGACAUCAGCGUCCUAUUUUUUGAUAUCGUGGAUUUAAAUCGGAUGAGCCAGAGAAACGAGAAACCUUUGGGAGAAGAGGGAACGGAUGAUCCGAUCCCUCCGCUGCAAGUGGAUCUGAAGAUAAACGACAUCGUAGGGAAUGGGAUAUCGGGAAUGCUUUACAAAUGGGUGAAUUACGGGAAAGGAUGGAAACCGAGAUGGUUCGUUUUGCAAGACGGAGUUUUAUCGUAUUAUAAAAUCAGCGGACCUGAUAAGAUCCUUGUUAGCCAAGAAACAGAAAAAGGAUGCAAAGUUAUUGGCGAAAAAUCUCGCCGUAUUAUCUCCGGCCAUCGCGAUUCCUUUUCAAAUAAUUCGCUAACCAAUCGCAAACCCUUCGGUGAAGUCCAUCUAGAGGUUUCUACUUUCAGGCAAAGCAAAUCACACGAUAAGAGAUUCUCAAUCUUUACCGGAACGAAGAUGCUUCAUUUACGAGCCGAGUCGCAGGACGAUCGAGAAGCGUGGAUGGAGGCGCUUCAGGCUGUUAAGGAUAUGUUCCAUAGGGUGUUCCAUAGUAAGGUAGUGGCGCCGAUGGUGGACAAAGUGGCGAUUUCAACCGAGAAGUUGAGGCAACGGCUGGUGCAGGAAGGGUUAGACUCAGCGACAAUCGAAGAUAGCGAACAGAUCAUGAGGAAUGAAUUCGCCACGUUGCAGAAGCAGCUCGUAUUGCUUAAACAGAAACAAUGGCUACUCAUCGACAUCUUGCAACAAUUAGAGGUAUCGAAAGGAUGAAAUCUUGACCGCCCAAUCAGUCCAGGUGAAAAACACGAGGGGGACCCAUUCUAUCCAAUCUUCUCUUAAACCCAAAACGUCGGUGUAUUAAAAAAUCACGUGUGUACUUUUGGUGAAGGACUCUAUCAAACCGUAAUUGCAUCAGAUUAUUUGUGUUUUAGUUAUUUUCCAUACGUUUUAUAAAUUUUUUAAAUGUGUUUUAACAAAUUAAUGUGUUGAGUAUUGUUGUCUAU
Gossypium arboreum is the source of this 1337-nucleotide messenger RNA. Its product is annotated as oxysterol-binding protein-related protein 1C. NCBI's taxonomy places the organism in Eukaryota, Viridiplantae, Streptophyta, Magnoliopsida, Malvales, Malvaceae. Bases 379 to 1104 code for a protein of 241 amino acids. The transcript is spliced from 3 exons. The record is from RefSeq and is a predicted model, not a curated record.